AAAAAAGGCGUAGGGACUGGGGAGGAAAUUGAAAAGGGAGUUGAGAAUUUGUGAAGAAGUUCCCCUUAUUUUACUGGUAGCUAUAAUUAGUAAUUAGUAUUUCCAACUGGAGACAGCUUUCCCGUUCAGCUCGAAGAAUUCUGAUUGCGGGUGUCUCUUUUGUCUUCGUUUCGCUUUUCCCGCAACUCAUCUCUCUCUCUCUCUAGAUCGCCACCGCUCUCAAUCCCAUUCUUCUUGCUAUACCGUGGAGGAGGCUUUGAAUUAAUUCUGAUGAAAUAUGGACUCCUCUGCUCAACUGGAGGUUGUGCAGGCAAUUAACUCAGAGACAGUAAGCUGAUUUGGUUCUCUCUCUCCUCAAGAAGGGUGAAAUGAAGAAGGCGUUUGGUCAAACUGUUCGCGAUCUUAAGAGAGAAGUCAACAAGAAAGUUCUUAAAGUUCCUUCGAUUGAACAGAAGGUUCUCGAUGCAACUAGCAAUGAGCCAUGGGGCCCUCAUGGGUCACUUCUAGCUGAUAUUGCUAAUGCGUCAAGAAAUUAUCAUGAGUAUCAGAUGAUCAUGUCGGUUAUCUGGAAACGUACAAACGAUACUGGGAAAAAUUGGCGGCAUGUAUACAAGGCGUCGCCGGCUCUGCCUCUGCUGGAGGCCUUGACAGUUUUAGAGUACUUGGUAGCCCACGGGUCAGAACGCGUCAUAGAUGACAUCAAAGAACACGCAUACCAAAUAUCUACAUUGUCCGAUUUCCAAUAUAUCGAUUCCAGUGGGAAAGACCAGGGGAGUAAUGUCAGAAAGAAAUCUCAGAGUCUUGUAGUGCUGGUUAAUGAUAAGGAAAGAAUACAAGAAGUUCGACAGAAGGCUGCUGCUAAUAGAGACAAGUACCGAAGUAUCCCAGCAGGUGGUACGUAUCGUCCUGGCUCCGGAGGGUAUGGAGACAGAUAUGACGAUGACCGAUAUGGAAACAGAGAUGAUGACCGUAAUAGCUAUGGGAGGGAGAGAGAAUGGGGUUCAAGAGAUGAUGAUAGAUAUGGCCGUGAUGGGGACAGGUAUGGUAAAGAUUAUGAGGAGCGUUCUGGCCGAGAUGGAUACAGGGACGAUGACUACAGAGGGAGAGGGCAAAGCACCAAUGAAUAUAAUUAUGGGUCAAGAAGUAGAAGUGCUGAUCGAGAUAGGAGUCGCUCAAGUGAGGAUGAUGGCCAAUACUCUUCCAGAGGAAGUGGUGCCAAAGCUGAUGAUCAGUCUCAAGAUGGAAGUUCUACUGCCAGGAGUCUUGACCGUAAAUAUUCUGGGCAAAGCUUUGGUGUACCUCCUAGUUAUGAGGAUGCUGUUGGUGCUAGCCGCAGUCCACCUUAUAGUGAAAGAACGUUUGUGAAUUUGAAGCGUACAAAUUUCCUCUCGACUGCCCCAGUUACAUCCAAUGGUGCUAUAUCUGCUACUUCUGCUGCGGACAUGGACCUACUGGGCUCUUUGUCCGAAUUUGCUCUUGUGCCUGUUAGUCAGCCCACCUUGACUCCUGAAGCUAAUGCCUCUUUGGACUUCAGUUCUGGACCUGCAAACCCAGCUGCUGCAUCACCGGAAGCCACAAUCAAUAAUCAGGCAUUUGAUGAUCCUUUUGGAGAUGGUCCAUUUAAAGCUAUUCCUUCAGCCGAUAGUUUAUCAACUCAACAAGAGAUCCCUGCAUCCACUAACGCCUUCCAUACAACAAACUUGGGCCACAGCAUCGAUGUGCCUCAACAAGUUCCUCCUCACAAGGCAGCAACAGAAUUCGGAAGUAAUCCAUAUGAAGUAACUUACAUGACAUCAGGCCCUUCUGGCGGCACACAGUUUGUGAAACAGGAGCUAUCUAAUCCGAGCCAGGAACUCGAUAUAUUAGCAGACAUUCUUCCACCAUCCGCACCUUCAUCUUUUGCCAGCUCACAACCCGGAUAUCAGCUUCCACCACAGACUGGUUUUCCUCAAACUGAUGAAGCUCCACCACAGACUGGUUUUUCUCAAACGGGCCCACAACCCAGCAAUUUGCAAGCACAAAGCGGCCUUCCUUCUGGUUUUCCUAAUCAAUUUGGCCAGCUUUCUUCUUCACAAACCGGUUACCCUCUUCAGUCAACAUCAUCCUUUCCACAAACCGGUUUUCCGACUCAAGGCAUGGCUUUGUCCUACCCAAUUCAAGGUGGGCAACCACCACAGAUGGGUUUUCAACCUCAAAGUGGCCCCACACAGCCAAAUCCGAGUUUCUAUGGAGCGUACAAUUCACAGCCUGCGUCUACAGGUCCAGUUGGUGGAUACAUGGCUCCUCCUGCUCAGAAUAAUUUUCUGUCACAGUUGGGAGGUUCUGCAGCUCUCAGUUCGAGCAACCUCUUGGGCCCAACAUCCAUUAAUACAUCUUCAACCGGGUCUACUUCUGCUAUAGCUCCUCAACCAUCGAAAGACAAGUUUGAGACAAAGUCCACUGUAUGGGCCGACACUCUCAGCCGUGGACUCGUCAAUUUGAAUAUAUCCGGACCUAAGACAAAUCCACUGGCUGAUAUUGGAGUUGAUUUUGACGCAAUAAACCGGAAAGAGAAAAGGAUGGAGAAGCCAACAGCAGCAGCAGCAGCAGUAACAUCUACAGUGACGAUGGGGAAGGCCAUGGGUUCUGGUUCUGGCAUGGGACGUGCAGGUGCAACUACCCUCAGGCCUCCGGCAAAUCCAAUGAUGGGUCCCGUGGGCAUGGGAGGCUAUGGAGUGGGUCAACCAGCUGGGAGAGGAAUGGGAAUGGGGAUGAAUAUGCCUGGCAAUAUGGGUAUGGGAAUUAACAUGAGUGUAGGCCAAGGAAUUAACAUGCAACCACAGAUGGGGGCUCUUCCUGGAUCUACCAUGCCUGGAGCUUAUAAUCAUAUGGGAAAUGGAGUUUACGGUCAACAGCCCUAUGGUGGGGGCUAUCGAUGAGCGUGGAAUCUGUGGUAAUCGAUAAGCUGGUAUUGCCAGUUUUUAUUAUAUAAGGAAAAUGAGUCACCCAUAAUAGGUGAUUUUACUUACAAUUGGAAUUAUAUAAGAUUUCAAUCUAUACAAAGCGUCGUCUGUUUGCUUUUGAUUUUUCUUGCUGCCUGUGUGUAGAAUGUUUGUGUAUUCAUUGUUUCAGGGUUUUUUUGUUUACAGUUUACCUGUGCAAUUUUUGGGUCACCAUGAGCUCUAGGUGCCCCUUACUUCUUAUCUGUUUAAAUGAGAUCUUGUAUAUUAUAAACAAAUUUCAAGGGCGACCUUUUUAGGUUUGCCCUUUUUUGUUAUGACUGACUACGUCCAGUCUGAGGAAUUGAACGAAUACAUUUAAUAGAUUUCAGCAAUUGAUUUCUUUUGAAGUCUUUUUUUUAUUGUUUUGUUUUGGCUUCAUCUAUAGUAAGUACGUG
This is a messenger RNA of Striga asiatica, 3376 nucleotides long. Lineage: Eukaryota; Viridiplantae; Streptophyta; Magnoliopsida; Lamiales; Orobanchaceae. The record is from the annotation of a GenBank genome assembly.